AUCGCGCAAGCGCAGCCGGCCGGGAGUCCCGCCGCCGCCGGUCCCGAGCCUGCAGAAGCGCCCGAGCUGCCGCCGCCACCGCCGCCGUUCGCCAUGGGUUCAGGCCCCCGGCUGCUGCCGCCUCUGGGGCUCUGCCUGUGGCUUUGCGUGCUUGUGCUUUCUGCGGGGGCCUCGGGGUCCUCGGGCGUCCGCAAGCGAGGCCCCACGGUGACGGCCAAGGUUUUCUUGGAUGUGAGGAUCGGAGACAAAGAUGUUGGCAGGAUAGUGAUUGGCCUCUUUGGAAAAGUUGUGCCCAAGACGGUGGACAAUUUUGUCGCUUUGGCCACAGGGGAGAAAGGAUAUGGAUAUAAAGGAAGCAAAUUUCAUCGUGUCAUCAAAGAUUUCAUGAUUCAAGGAGGAGACUUCACCAAUGGGGAUGGCACUGGCGGUAUAAGCAUUUACGGUGAGACAUUUCCAGAUGAGAACUUCAAGCUGAAGCAUUAUGGCAUUGGGUGGGUCAGCAUGGCCAAUGCCGGGCCUGACACCAAUGGCUCUCAGUUCUUCAUCACCUUGACCAAGCCCUCCUGGUUGGACGGCAAACAUGUGGUAUUUGGAAAAGUCAUCGAUGGCAUGACAGUGGUCCACUCCAUAGAACUUCAGGCAACUGAUGGGCACGACCGCCCACUCACCGACUGCUCCAUCGUCAACAGUGGCAAGAUAGACGUGAAAACACCCUUUGUGGUUGAGGUCCCCGACUGGUGAUGCAGCUGGCAGGAAACAAGGAACAUACUCUAUCAGGGUGUACAUGCGUGCGUGCGUGCGUGCGUGCGUGCGUGCGGGUCUUUUGAUUCUUCAAAGUUACUGUUUUGCUUUGUCUUUCUACUCUCUUCUGUUUUCCACUCCAGAUCACAGGAGAGUUAUAAAAAUCAACCAAAGUUUAUUUUGCAUGAAUUUUGUUAAAUCACUUGUUUAGGAACUUUGUACUUAAAAGACAUAUCCCCCUUCCUUCAAUGGUGCUAUUUUUAAACUAGAAAACUCGGUAUUCGCUAUUUUCUUUGGAAGAACACAAUCAUUAUUUUGCUGAAUUAACUGUGAUCCCCAAGUUAGGUGAUACUGAAGAUUUGUCAGGAAAAGAUGGGGACGUGAAGUGUAUUGUUUUGUAUUUAAACAGAAUUCAUUUUAGGUAAAGGGAGAUUUGAUUAGUAUAAUCUGAUAUAUGUCAUAGGAACCUUUACCUGAUGCAGGGUGCUCUGUUGUUCUCUGUAUUAAAUACUUUUUAUAUAGAUCA
Molecule: messenger RNA, 1267 nt
Organism: Myotis daubentonii (Daubenton's bat)
Lineage: Eukaryota; Metazoa; Chordata; Mammalia; Chiroptera; Vespertilionidae
Gene: PPIC
Product: peptidylprolyl isomerase C
Biological process (GO): protein peptidyl-prolyl isomerization; protein folding
Cellular component (GO): intracellular membrane-bounded organelle; cytoplasm
Molecular function (GO): cyclosporin A binding; peptidyl-prolyl cis-trans isomerase activity
Source: RefSeq, a predicted model, not a curated record